Molecule: messenger RNA, 8490 nt
Organism: Phasianus colchicus (ring-necked pheasant)
Lineage: Eukaryota; Metazoa; Chordata; Aves; Galliformes; Phasianidae
Gene: RIPOR3
Product: RIPOR family member 3
Source: RefSeq, a predicted model, not a curated record
AAAAUACUCAAAGAUUUGUUAUUUUAGAGGGGAAAAAACUCACAAUGGUAUUGUGGAUUUUUAAUUCAGCAUUUAUGUUCCUUGGUAUAGGUAACCUAAGCUCAAAAUGAUUUCGUUGAUCAAUGCUUUACAUUAAGCCAUCAUUAAAAAAAAAAAGUCACUUAAGAUAAUCAUUGGGGUGAAUAAACUAAAUAUCUCGUGAUCUUUGGCAGCAGAUUAGAUGUUAAAAGAAAAGAAGCAGAAACUGAGCACCAGGAUAAUUAUUCCAUCACCCAGCUUGAUAAUCUUGUUAGGCACUGAGUCACAUGCCUACACCUUAAGGCAACCAGUGGAUAAUUAUUAAGUCUAUUUGAGUUCACCAUUUUCCCAGGUGAACUGAAUUUAGGAUGGGGAUAAUAGAGAAGGCGGAAAGCUUCUCUGAGUGCAACCAGUUGGCUCAGCUUCAUGGAAUAGGAACCUUCUUUAAGACAAUGUUAUUUUAGAAGCUUGCCUUUUGGGGAGUAUUAACAAAGCUGGAUAAAAAUAAUUGAGACUUUAAAGAGACUAGAUAAGGUGUUGUAAUUCCUCAGAAAGUCUCUCAGCAGAAGCUCAGUGAGAUCAAGAAUGUCAUUGAAAUCCCCCAAGGCUUAUUCUUCACUGCAGAAAGGGGCAGUCAUCUGGGAUCCAAAACCACUGCAAGUGAAGAAAAUUUUUGAAGCUUUGAAGAAAGGACUUAACGAGUAUCUAGAAGCACAUCAGGCUGAGUUGGAUUAUCUCUCUGAUCGACACAAAGAUACAAAAAGGAACUCCAGAUUGGCCUUCUACUAUGACCUUGAUAAGCAAAUUCGCUCUGUGGAGAGAUACAUUAGAAAACUGGAGUUCCACAUAAGCAAAGUAGAAGAACUCUAUGAAGCUUAUUGUAUCCAGUGCAGACUACGAGAUGGCGCCACUAAUAUGAAACAUGCCUUUUCCUUGUCUCCUUCCACCAAAGCCUCCAGGGAGAGCCUAGUGGAGCUCUAUAAGAACUUUCAGGAGUGUACAGAGGACAUGUGUUUCAUAGAAGGGGCGUUAGAGGUCCAUUUAGGAGAGUUUCACUUGAAGAUGAAAGGCUUGGUGGGAUUUGCACGUCUCUGCCCAGGUGACCAGUAUGAGGUUUCUGUGCGACUGGGGCGCCAAAAAUGGAGGUUGAAAGGCAAGAUCGAGACUGAUGACAGCCAAACAUGGGAUGAAGAAGAAAAGAUCUUUAUACCCAAUCUCCAUGAGCCGUUUGAAAUCAAGCAGGUGACAGAACUGCGAGGACUAGCCACAGUUCUAGUUGGUGUCGUGACAUGUGACAGCAUAAACUUCUUUACAACCAAGCCUCAAGCAAUCAUUGUGGAUAUAACUGAACUGGGUACUAUCAAGCUACAGUUGGAAGUCCUCUGGAACCCCUUUGAUGCAGAGAACCUGUUCUUGUCUCCUGGAACCACUGCCAAGUUUUCUGUGGGUAGCAGGAAGAGCUCUUUAUACAACUGGACCCCUCCAAAUACUCCCAGCUUCAGAGAAAAGUACUACCCGUCUGUUUUGCAACAAAGACAGAACCAAGGAGAUGUAAGUGGUGAAGCUCAGCCUCCUAGCAUAUUGAGUUACUUGGCUGCCUGUGAUUUUGGUAUACAUGAGAGGAGUAAACGUCACAGUCCUGCAGAGACAAGUGAAGGAGACUCAUUCAGCUCUGAGGAUCAGAGAGGGACAGAAUCCAGAAUUACACUUCCAGCUCUGGACCAUAGAACAUUGCCAUUGGUGAUUAUUCAAGAGACUUGUGCAGAAGAGCAACAUCCUCUUCCAAAUCAUGCAACUCUAGAUAUUCUGAAGAAGACUCCAUGUGUGGACACAUUUUCAAGUAACCCAUGUAGUUUUCUGAGUCGUGGAAAAGACGGUAGAAGUUUAAACCAGACCAGAAAUCGCCAUCUCACAGAACAAGAAAGUACUAGCCAGAAAAGCUUGAAUGAUGCAAAUGAUGUAAAACUGGAUGGAUGUACAAAGUCAAUUGACAAGACUCUCCAAGAAGUGUUAAAUUUGCUAAAAUUCCAUAGUGUUGGUCAAGCCCAGCUGGAGAAAUUGGAAUACCAAGUUUUAACUCUGAGGGAUAAAUUAAAGCUAAGGACACUUCAUCACAAACAUUCAUCUGUGGAAAGUUUAAUGGUGGAGACGGUGCUGGAAAGUUUUAACUUUUUAAAUGCUGACUGCAGUGCUGAUGAGGUUUCGUUAUUUGGAAGCGUAAGAACAGCCAGUAUCAGCACAUACAAUGACAACAUGUUUCAGUCCUUGAGUUGUGAUAUGAAAACAGAAACAAGAGAUGUAACUACUGGUGAUGACAACUUAGAUGUACUUUUAAUAACUCAUCUGAAGCUGUGCAAAGCUCUUUUACAGAAACUGAGGUCACCAAAUGUAGCCCAGAUUGUCCAAGAGAAUGUUUUGGAAGAAGUGUCAGAGCAGUUGCAAGUCCUGGGGGAUGUCUUGGAUAUGUCUGUUGAAGAAAUUAUUCAGAAGACUAAGAAGAAGAAGCAGUAUCUGAAAAUCUGGAGUGAUGUUGCAGAACCUGGCAGUAUCUUCUUUGCUUCAGCAGAAAGAUUCCGUCACGUACUGAAGUACACGUUGGCGCUCAAAGUGAAGGAAAAGUACCCUGGCCAAUUAGAAGCAGUUUUGCGAAGAUUGCUAGAGCAGAUCGUCACUUGUGAUGGCUUGCUGCCUUCUCCAUAUCUCCAAACAGAACCAGUUACUUUAUUCCAAUUUUAUAGCUACCUGGAGAAACACCAGAUUACCAGCCUGGAAAAACAUGUAGGAAGACUUGCUAAAGAAGUGAUGCUAAUUGAGGAACUACAGUGCCCUGGACGGCUGAAGACCCUUAAAAAAUUGAAAGGGAAGCGUCUGAAUCGGCUCCAGCCUCUACCGCAGACUUUGCGGCUACUUGGGAUUUUACAGCUUGAUGACAACCACCGCGUCAGCAAAGCAGCCACAUCCUGCCUCUCCCGUGCAGCAGCAAACAAGAACUUUAGGGAAAAGGCUCUCCUUUUUUACACUGAUGUUUUAGUUGGCUGUGAUACAAGACUUCAGCAAGCUGCGUGUUUGGCCCUUAAAAAUCUCAGAGGCAUAGAGAGUAUUGAGCAGGUUGCCCACCUGUGCCAAUCUGAAACAGAGGAUGUAAGGAAUGCAGCCAGGGAAACAACGCUGUCCUUUGGUGAAAAGGGACGACAAGCCUUUGAGAAAAUGGACAGGAUUUGCUGUGAAUUAAGGGAUGCUGUGCAGCAGGAGGCUGAAAUUGAGAUCACAGUAUUCUAGUAGUGGAGUAUAAGGAGCUAAGUCAUACUGUCCUCACAGCCACUUAUGGGUACCCGGGGGAAUAGUUUUAUUGUUUAUCAGCAUCUUUACUUACACUCUGCUAUGUACAUGGUGCCUACCGACACUAGUGUUGUUUCCAAAGUGGACACAGUUUGCAAUCUAAAUCAAAUAGACUGGAAUCUACUUUUUUUUUUUUCUUUUCACUUUCAGUAUUGAUAAUCUGAAAUGCUGAAGAGAAAAACAAACUGGGGUUUGUAAGAAUGUCAAAUCAGUCUGCAGUGUGAGUGAAGCCUACAUCACAGAACUGGCUGCCCCCGCACAAACUCAGUUGUGUACCAUCUGUUCUGUUUGCAUUUCUGUAAGGAAUGAAACGAUGGUGUUCCAAUAGUCCAUCUAGAACCUUGCUGACAGCCAGUUGUUUACAUCAGCUGCCAUGUGAAUUAGAAAAUCUAGCAGCAUUGCUUGGUUUCUUUUUUUUUUAAUAGAAUUUUGUUGCAGAAGGAACAAUGGCUUGUUGUUUCAAAAGCUGUUUUUUUUUCUUUUUUUUUUCUUUUUUUUGGAAAGCAGUGCAUCAUAGGACAGGCUUGAGCAAGGAUUGGCAAGGACAAAUAGUGUAUAUCCUCUGCAGUUUACAAGGGGAAGUUAUUUAUCAUAUUAGCAAUGUACAAAUCAGUUUGUCAUAUCAACAGAGCUGUGUAAGCUUUUUAGGAAAAAAAGCAUUUUAUUCCUUUAGUCAUAGGUCAAGAUUUGUAUAAUCACAUGCCCACUGCCAGGCUCCUUACUCUCCGCUUAGUGUAGGAGAGGGUGGUAACCAUGACGUGAAGUCUGGCUUCAGGUAAAAUACUUGAAAAGGCCUUUGUGUAUAUAUUUAUAUAUAAUACUUUUUCUAUUCAGUAUUUAUUUGUUGGAUUUCAUACUUUCUGGACUUCAAAUAAAACUUUUGAGACAAAUCUUGCACUCCUUCACAUGGUGUAUGGGCAGAAUGAUGGGGAGAGGUGCAUCUGAACCGCAGUUAAGGUUCUGCAUACCAAGUCAGGAAGUGUGUCCAGUACCCAGGCCAUUCACUUUGUCCCUAUCUGCUCUGCCAGCUUCAGGCUCGUACAGUCCAAGCAGGCCGGGCUGCUGUGCUGUCAUUAUUGCCCUUGGAAUGUGCAGCAUCCUGAAACCCCGCAGCUCUUCAGUCCUGAGCUCUGAACUGCGGUGCUCAGGUCAUGCUGUUGCAUAGCAAGCUUCAACCACACUUAGAGGCGGUCGCUCAUAGAUUUUGUAACUCUCCUUUUAAUGUAUGUAACUCCGCUUUUCAUUUAUAGAUUUAUUUCCAAGCACGGGACAGGCGUUCCCUGCCUCGCUAAGUUCCCUGCAGCCCCGGCAGCUGCCGCCCACUCUUCUCUUCCCCUUGGCUGGAAGGGGCGGUGAGAGGGGCGGGCGGGGAGCUGCGGGCGGGCUCUGAGUGCAGCGCAGCCUCAGCUGCUUCAGCGCCGCUUUGUGGAACUACUGAAAAUUCUCUUUUCGCUCACUUCUCCAUUUGUAGCCUUCUUAAAAAUCUAAACAAAAAGGUAAUUACGUUAAUUCAAACAGCAUGGAAGUGCUGCGAUCCUGUAGUCCUUCCCUGGCUAAAGCGCAACAGAAACUCUUGCACAAACUUGUAACGGACUCACUGUGUUGUAUGUAUUACACCAAUUACUGAUCCAGCAUGCUUCAGGGUCGGAGGCGAGGAUAAACGUGGCAGGGAGAGGCGCAGAACGGAACGGGGCACUCCUCUUCCUGGAGCUCUGACCUAUAAGUGAGCUCUGACAGUAACACUUCAACCCUUUCCAGGAAGAGAAAUAAACAGUGUUCAGUGCAGAUUUGCAAGUAAUUCAAAGCAGGCACUGGCAGCUCUGAGGAAACACACAGUGAUGGGACUCAGGUACGUUCUUUAAAAAAAGAAUUUUAUUGUUACAACUAAAAUGGCAACUGAAAACUUGUAUGGGAAAUUGAGAAAACUGUACAAUUUUACUAUAACUUCUGAGGUCUUUGCAGUGACUUACACAAAAGACAAAAUACCUGAAAAUGUGUUAUACCAAAACAUUUAACUUUUUUGGUUUUUAUUUUUUUAAAAAAGUUUAUUCUAUGGUGAUCUGUAAAAAAAGAAAGACCUGAUGCGUAAAUAUUUGCUUAAGGCAGAUAGCAGAGCAGCUCACUAACUUUCUAACAAGUUUAACAUGGAUAUUUGUCCAUUUUCCAAGAACAGGUUAACCAAUACACCCACUUUGAAAUGCUACUGUAUAUACACACCGAAACUACUACGUACACAUACAGGACACCAAAACAAAAAUGUUUACAGUUCAGUAUUAUAAGCCCUAUCCACACCUCACUGGGACAGCAUAAGUUCUCCUGAAUUUGGAACGGGUGACAGAAACAAGAAAAAUACACAGGCAGAAAAGAGGGUGUUAGAACUUCCUCUGCAGGAACUUUCUCAUACUGCUGUAAUUUGUAAGCAUGGUGCAACUGAAUUAUGCUGGAUUCAAAGGGAGGAUGCUUUACUUCCCUCUCCAGGCUAAAGUUCUAAACAUCCCUUCUUGGGAACAGUACAGUUUGUUUUGUUUGGCUUUUUUUUUUUUGAGGAGAAUCACAUCACUUAAGAACCUGUGUCUUUGCAGACCAAAGCAACUAUGGCAGUCUUGCAAAAAAAGGUUCUUCUUUGUCCUCCAGUGCAGCUCUGAAGGCAGCACAGCAAGUCACCCCGAAGUCACCAACUCCUGCUUGCCACCCAUAAGCAGAUGUGAGGUGUGAAUACAGCUUACUACGCACUCUGGAAUGUCUGUACUAUACUCACUCAGCUGAAAUGAACCAUGCUAACAACCAGGUUACGCUGAAUACGCAGAAAUUUAAUAGGAAGUCAUGCCAAGUAUCAGGCGAGUACAUGUUAUCUGAUAAACACCAAGUCCAUCUAUCGCUGAACGAAGAUGCUUUCAGCAGCACCCUUUGAACCACAGCCACUUAAUGAUCAGUUCAUGCAAAUAUAAUUUGGGCACAUCAGUAAGCAGAAAUAGAACUUCUUUGACCUUUCAAGCACAUGGUAUUUAAUCAGGACACUAGAAGACUUUACAUGCAUUCUAAUACAAAUGAUGUAUAAAUGUUGCUGUAGAACAACGUUCUACCAGACGAUGGAGAGAACAGUGGAGAGAAAGCAAUCGCACACUGUAUCUUAAAUACACAGAUGAGCCGUUACAUAUUACCAUUUUUCUAUACUCAUUUUUCACGAUUCCAGUAAUACCACUAGAUAUUGACUGGUUACAGCAUUCCUCCUUUCCAGUACUGGAAAGUACAGACUGUUGGUCUGACCAGCAGUCUCACAGGUGAAGUAUCCAUUCCCAGUACUACCUGAGGAUUUAGUAUUGUACUUGUGAAAAGCCCUUGAUGCAAGCUUAACAAAAGACAGAAAAGAAACAGCUCCCCUUCUCCCCACUUCACCUCCUUAUUCACUGAAGGAAAAGAGCUGCACCUACGGACAGCUUUGCAAAAAUAAAACGUGGAGCGGAAAGAGACUUUAAGAUACUCUAUAGUGAUGUUUGCACUGAGAAUGGUGGUUAAGUGCCAUAAAGCAUUUAAAAACAAAAGAACUGAUUAGCAACGUUGUUGCACAUCAGCCAACAUGGUUUAGUUUCAUUCACCACACCUUUUAGCAGUGAAUUUAACUCUUCUGUUCCAUGACAUCAGCAAAUAAUUCUUUCCUAUUAUUCUUUAAGUUGUAAUAAUUUGGUACUAAUGUGAGGAGCAGCAUUGACUAAAAGUGCUGCUCAGUGCAAUGCAAGCUUCCAGUCACAAUUCUACCAAUGCACCCAAAUCCUUAUUUGCAAGCACUCAGAUUAUUCAAGUGCUGGGCUCCAGCUGAGCAAACCCCUGACACAGCACGGCACAGAACAAAACCACCCAUCUCUUAGCUUACUGAGGACAGCAACAUCCAUGUCUGCAGAGGUGCCAGGCUUAUCCACACACACCUCUGUCCUACAGUCACCCAACAGCUUAUCUUCAGGCCAAACUACACCAGUAUUUUAAAUCUUUGCUUUAAAAUAAGCAAAACACACAAAUGCUUGCAUCAACAGCCAGCUGAUACAUUCUGAGACCAACAUGUCUUCUGUUGAACUUUCUAUGUCUUAAGGAAGCUGCCACAGGAUUGAGGCUCUGGUUUUCCUGACGUGCUUUCCUGCUUUUACCUGCAGUGUCUCUGAGUACACGACCUCCUGGCCGUGGCACAAAGCACUGUUACGCAGAUAUAGACUGAAACUGCAUUUCAAAUGACGAGGUUUAUGAACUGGUCCUUCUGAAUGCCAACUGAACAGCUUCAAAAUGCUGGUGGACAUGUUUUGGUUGAAUUUUCUUUCCUGUUUCUUUCCCUCCCCUCAAUUUUUCCUAACCCAGAAUACAAAUGUAAAAACAGCUUUACAAAGGAUGGUGCAAUGUAAAUAGGUAUAUGUGCAAGUAGAGCGCAACAAAAGUCAAUGAGAAGAUACAUUUCUUUAAAAAAAAAAAAGAAAAGAAAAAGAAAAAAAGAGCUGGACAUGUUGGCAUACCCUGAGCAAAUGCAGAAGCCUGUUUCUAUAAACAACGUAAAACAAUAAGCUCUUUCAGAAAAGUUUUGCCAAGAUUAAAUACAUCAAUACCACAGGCACUGCCCACAACUCACUCAGUCUUUAACAGAUGAAGCAAGUAAAAAAUAAAAUCAAACCAAACAAAAAACCCACCCAAUCAUAGCUGCCCCCUACCCCUUCCAAAAGGUUUACAUUCUUCAUGUAUGUGGGUUUAUUUUUCUUUUUUUUGGGGGGGAACUCAAUGAUGUAAGUGAUGCAUUUGGUAACAACACUUGGAGAGUACAAGCAAGUUUCGCUUGUGCCUAGCUUUUCUGAAACACAAAAGAAAAAGAACUGGCUUUUUAAAAAAGGCUAAAAACAACAAUGUGUUGUAAUUCUAUUAUUUAGUUUAAAAAAAAAAAAAGGAAAAAAAAAGAAAAACAGACUAUUUGGCAUUUUCUCUGCUUACUCCUGAAUAUUUUAAGGCCCUGAGAUUAGAAUAUCAUGUUCUUGGGACCACAGGGCUAGAUAAAACCCUAGUGCAUCAAUUCUCUCUUUAAGCCCUAACCAAAGUUCUGGCCUUUCAACUUAAGAUCUAUCUCUGCUGAGAUAAGGCUCACGUGCCUCAAGAAGCUUUCUU